GCGAACUUUCAUAGAAAGUGUCUUCAAGAGGCUGUGCCCAAGUCAGGCGGAUAGUGUUAAUCUCAGUUUCAAUUGUGGAGGAUACUGAACCAGUUUGUAAAUCCUUGCUUUAAUCACUCCUUUCUCAUCAGAUGUGUGCAUUGCUUUCCUGCUGUUGAAGAUACAUUUUUUGCAGAAAUUUAAUUCGAAACUCUUUUGACACAGAAAUGAUCUACUAAAUUUGUGUCAGUCUGGCCUGAUUGAGCAUUCCAUUGUGACACUUCUACCACCUAAUAAUCUGUACAGGUGCCAUACACGGGCAGUGUUUUUGUUUGUUGUUUUCUUAUAUAAAUAUAUUUGAAAAUGCACAUUACAUGACAGCAGGUUUUCCAUUAGGAGCUAUAUUCAUUAUGCUUCAUAUGCAACAUUUAGUUGCAAAGAAGUAAAAAGGCAACAAUUAUAUGACAGAUUACCACUUUUCACUUAAAGACUAAGUCGUUGUCCAAUUAAAAAAGAAUCCAGCCAAUAGAAUUUACAUCAAAUCUUGACUUACAUUAGCACUAUUUCCUAGUUUAUAAAGUAAUGAAGCACAUCAUUUUACAGGCAUUUGCAGCUGUCCCAAAAACUUGAAAUUAUCGUAACAAAAUUACUUCAAUGAAAUAAUCAUUGCAGCACAAUUCUAGUCAGUCAUAAAGCAUAGAUGAAGCAGUGUGACUAUUAUCAACAAAACAAGUGUAGUGUCUAAUAAAGGAAAACGUUUCCCUUAAUAUUUAAGUUCCAAAUGAUGUGCAUUUCUUCCGUUUCUUUAUCCUCUUUGCCACUUGAUUUUUCUUUGUAAUGGUCUGUGCUCUGGCAAGAAGCUAGUUGGGUAGUGACCAGUAUUUUUGGUUGGUGAAAGCUUGCACAUCUAAUGCAAGUAAUAUGCCUAUCUGUAUUGAAGCUCCUGUAUAUAAGAAAAACGUUUUUUGUGGUGGCAUUUCAAAGUAUGGAAAGUGGGGUGGAAAGGGAGAGAAGUGUAUUUGGUACAGAUGGCAGUACUUAACAUUUUUAUUUUCAAUCUCCUUGCUAGAAAUUGUAGAAAUUUUAAUUUAUGGAAAUGAAAUAGUACUUGUUCAGUCUCUGUUUUUCUUCCUUUCUUUUCUUUUCCUCCACUUAUAACAAAAGAUAUUUGAUACAAUUGAGCUGCAGCAGAAGGAAGUUAUAAGUAACUGCAAGUGGGCAAAAUGAAUUUCAAACUAGUAUUCAUAUUUUAACUUAAAUUUUGGCAUUUUUGUUGAUAUUAAAAAUGGACUACAAUUUUUAAAACUAAACUAAAAAAGAAGCAAUUAAGUCUUUCAUGUACAUUCCAAAUUUAAAGUGGAGUGAUGAGAAGAGUAGAAAGUAUUUUAACGUUUGUUAGAAUUGUCAAGAGCAGAGUUUGAAGAACAUGGCCAUGUUUAAUGAGCAUGAAUACAAUUGUAAGGGUUUUUGUACAUAGUAGAAUUCUCCUUUCUUCAUUCUCUCCUUGUGUUUUUCAUGGCCUUGCGAUAUAACUGGUUAACACCAAACGUUUGAGUAAUUUUUCUUGUCAGUGCAGAAUCACAGCCUCUAUAAAUUUGACAAAUAUUUUUUUCAAUUGUUUGCCUUGCCAAGCUCUGUUUCUUUGAAAGAGCUGCUCAUUCAAAUGGCAGUAUUACAUGAUAAAGAAAAGUUUUCAUGCUAGUGUUUUUUCUGGCCAACUUCCAGUAUUUGAUAUAAAUAAGUAAUGUGCUACUGAUAAAACUUGUUUCCAGUAAUUAACAGGAAACACAGCCCGUGUAAGAGUACCUUCGUAAGUUUUUACUCCCUAAGCAUUGCAUUGAAUUUAAGAGAGUUGGAAUUUUAAUGUGAAGCUGCACAUGUGUGUAGUUAUAUUACUUUUAUUGUAGGAUAAGAUAGAGAGAAGUGUUACAAGUAGUACUCUCUGAAGCCAAAAUUGCAUUGUCAUUGCAGUUGAUCAUUGUAUUCAUGUGAAUUGCUUGUAACAAACUAAGAGCAAAAUAUCCCUCUGAGUAUUAGUGAGCAUGAUUAUACAGAUAAAAAAAAAAGAAGAAAAAAAGUCCUUAUGCUCAGGAAAGGAAGUAUUGAAUGGAACAUAAGGUUCUGAGGCUUCAAAGUUAAGGAAGUUAUAUCAGCAAGUGGAUCAUUCAUUAUAACACAACACAUAAUUUACUAGUUUAAGGUUGUUAGAAAGGAUGCCUGGUAUUGGGACCCCCUUUUAUUACUAGUCUGUGUUAACAUUUCAUUCAGAUGUUGAAUUCCCUUUGACAAUUAGAUGAUACUUGAUCAACCAGGAAAUAAACUAUUUUAGAGAAGAGUGCUUUAAAAGCAUAAUAGUUAUUUUACUUUCUCUUUAGGUGGAAAGGAAACAAAAAAAUAUGUACUCAUACUUUAUUUGUCAUUUUUUUAUAUUACACAGAGCUGUAAAACAGUGUUUUUCUUCUCAGAAAAUUGCAUUAAUAGAUUGUUCCCUCUUAUUAUGAAAGUUAGCUGUCUGCUGGUUCAGCAUUUGUGAUCAUAUACUUUGAUUUAUGUAGUAGAGGUAAGUUACAGACAUUAUAGAAAAAGUUUGUUUAAAUCUGCCCCACAACAGAUAUGCAGAUAGUGGUGUGUCACAGUAGAACGCUUCAGUAGGUCAAGAUCUAGAUGCUAGUGUAUGCUCCAAGCACAAACGUGCUCUGAAUUGUGUGGUGCAUCUGGGAUAUAUGAUGGUUUUAUGUUUGAGCUUUCAGUAAUUUCUAUUUCACUUCUUUGUAAUUUAUUAUAUUAGUUUUGUGUGUUGAAGUUAAUCUUUGUUUUAUUUUUUUUAAUUUUUUAAAAUUUUUGUUUAAUUUUUAAAUGUCCAAACUGCGAAUGUCAGUUUUGUGACUCAAGUCUUUUAUUGUACCUUUUCCAAGUGCCAUGGCACACCUCAAAUGACCUACACUGUUAGUGACUACUAGCCAGUUAUGUUUGUUAGCUCCAGUUGUUAUAAAUUGUCCAUAACGUUUAUUUGUGAAGUCGUAUAAAGGGGUGGUAUUAAAUACUAGUGAAACUGCAAUUUUAAUCUCAAUAUGUGAUCCUGUUCCUGCUUCUUAUCACUCUGUUGAAAAAUGUAUUGUGUUGACUAAGGAAUUACUUUUCCCAUCAAUAGUGCUAGAUAUCAGGCAUUUUAACCAAAUGUGGCUUUCAUAAAAAGUAUAUUGUUCACAAUGUGCUGUGAGCAUUUAGAUGUUCAAUCUCCAUGAAAAUAGUAUAUUUUUCCCCCUUUCCUAUCUGUCAUUUUCUCUUUGUAAAAACUUACUGAAGGUGCUACAUGCUGUGAAAACCAUUUUGGGACAAAUUGGUGAAAUUUGAUUUUUUUUGUACAGGAACUGUAUUCUGCACUGUCUAGAUGGGUAAUACAAAGUGUAGAUAGUUCCAUGAUGAAUGAAAAAUCGAGACAUUGAAACUGUUGUGGUAAGAAGUGGGAUUUAGAGCACUAUCAGCACUAUAAACUGAUUGUGAUGCCUUCUGCCAGUCUUGCUCGUCUUUCCUCACACAGUAAAACAAUUUGUUCCAGUUGUAAUACUGGAAUAUUGCAUAUAUUUCAUCAGCAGUGUGUCUGAAAUACCAUUGUCAUGUAUAAGUGAUUUUCAAGCUUGUAUAUAGAUUAAAAUUUCAGAUUUGUCUGUGAAUGUUAGGAUAAAUUCAUGAAGCAAUCAUUAUAUAAAUUCUAAUCCUCAAAACUUGUGUAUAAUGUAUAUAUGGGGUUGAAUGAAAAAAUAAAAUAAUUUUGACAACCAAAUAAUAAUGCUGCUUCUAUACAGCUCAAUAUUACACCAGUUAUUCUACAUUUGACAGAAUUGUUGAAAAAUGGUUCAUGAAUCUAAAGGUAUCUUAAGAAAUCAUAAUGAUCAUGAUAAUAAUAUUAAUAAUAAUAAUUAAUAAUAAUAAUAAAAAAUAUUGGGCUUCUCCUCCAAUGUUUUGUAAGAAAUUAAGUGUGUGGGGUAGAUCUAUUGUUCUGCAGUGUGCAAUGUUUAGGUGUACAUUUGCAUUCCUAUUUUUGUAUUUUAAGUUUUGUUUCUUUGAUACAGCUUUGCAAUCUGAUUUGCAACAUUUCUCUGAGCUGUGCACUCAACUACUGUCAAAACUGUUGCACGUUGUUUUCCUUUCUUUCUUUUUUGUUUAUUAUCCUCUCCUGUGCUGAAGCUUUCUAAAAAUGUGAAUCAAAUUUCAAUAAUUGGUCUUGCUAUUUUUACCCAAUUAAUAAAAAUCAUUCACAUACUUGUUAAUAAUGCUAAACAUAUUAAAAGCAAUUGCAGGUUUUGGAUACUACCCAUAAUUUUGCAUAUUGCCUUAGUGAGAAGACCUUGUAACUUCAGUUUACACAAACUAUUAUAUUUUGUAGAAGUUUGGUGAACAUGAUGGUACUCUGUAGUACCUAGAUUUUUAAACUUAAACUCGAACGCUUGUAGGAGACCCAAUGAAUUGAAAUAUGUGAUUGUCCUUCCAUGUCAGAAUCAUAACUUCUGCAAUUUUGUGGGGCCCAAAGUGUUGAAUAUAAACCAACCUAUUAGUUAUAAGGCAUUCUCAAGAAGGUAGAGUUAAAAAGAUUUCAAAUUUUGUGUAAUGUGAUGCUUGCAUUCCAAUGAAGGGGCAAAUAAUGAAAAUGCCAGAUUGAUAUCAUUGCAAGUUUUGGAUUGUUUUGUAUAUGCCAUUAUGAAGAGUGCAUCACUUAACAAUCAUAAAAGAGGGCACUUCACACUGUGACUCUCUGAAGGCACGUUGUGCAGGGUUGGAUCUUUCAUGCUAUGAUUUUACAGAAAUGUGUGCUCUUAUUUAUGUGCGAUUUGUGUUUUAUUACCAAGUUUACUAGUUUGUAUAGAGAUGACAAAAAGUGGAUAACCUGUGUAUUUCAAUCCCAACACAUCAGAGCUUAGAAUUAAUAUAUUUUUUGAAGUCUAGCAUGACACGUAAAAGCUGAAUUAUUAUUGAUUCCUUUUGCCUUUAUAUCCCCCAUCAAACUAAAUUUUUGGGAAGAAAUCUUUACUUGCAUUAGUAAAAAACAUGCCUUUUAUUGAGUUGUGUUGAAAAUUGUUGUUACGUUAAAUGCAUUUGAGGGUGUCUGUUUUCCUUUUUGGAUUUUAAUUAUGUGGUUCUACCUCAUAUAUUGGUGUGUUUCAAGUUUAAUUGACUUAAAACCAAGACAUUUUGUUUGGUUGUGAAAGCCACUAUAGUUACCUGUAAUUGUACAUUUGUUUACCAUAUUUUGCUGUGUAUAAAAUGCUAAAGCAUUGAUACCAUGCACAUGUGUUUUAUUGUAGAAAAUAUUACAUACAGAAAUAUGGUUUUGAGGGUUAUUUAUAAAAUUCAUUUUGCUGAUAACCUUUAACAAAAAUGAACUUUCUCCCCUCAAUAAAAUGCCAAUUCAACAAGUAUAUUGAUUGAAAAUGAAAAUUAGUUGGUUGUGAAGGACAAUAAGAACAUUGAGCAUAUUAGUUUUAAUACGCACGUGAUAUCCUUGAGAUAUAGAAAGAAAUCAUUAAUGAUGUGUGAACUAUAGUUCUUUAAUUUUAAGUGUUCUUUGUUUUACUUUUUUUUUUCUUUUUUUUUUUUUUAAUUAAGAUUACAGUGAUGUCUUAGGCACUGACUGAACAUAUUCUAAUAAUGUAGUGUGAGGUAAAAACUGUUUAAAUAAUUCAAGCAUUGUUGACAUUGAAGUAUCCCCACCUUUACAGUGAAAUACUGUUGUACAUAGACGGUAAAUGUUGAAUUAUCACUUUUGCAUCAAUGAAUUAAAUUGGAGAGAAGAAGAAGCACUGAAAAGAGAGGAUUCAAGAACCAAUUUAAAACUGAUGCAAAUAAUAUUAAAUCAUAUUCAGCCUGUAUAUAUCUAUCGACAGCAACCUAUAUAUAUUUGACUACCUAAAUCAUAUUUUUUAUUGUAGUAAAAUCUUGUUUUCUGAGAGUUAUUGCAAUCGCAUCAAACCCAUUGUGAUUAGGGAUUAUUGCAAAUGAAUAACAAACUUGCCAAUAUGCACUUCAGAAAAAAAGUGACUUUCCUUUUCAGUAAAUGCCAAAAGUGUGCAGUAUGCUAGUUGAAGCAACUUCUAUUACUUCCAGACUCAUACAAUUGUCCAGAUGAAGUGAUAAUGCUUUAUGUUGUGUGCUUGGGACCAAUCACUGUCCUUGUUGCAGUUAUUCAUUUGUUUUGCUUUAAGAUUUGCUUGAUCAUCAUGAUGUACAUGCAGUUUUAUUCAAACAUAGAAAAGUGUAAUUGGAGCUCCCCAAAAUAAUAAUCUUUUAAGUUGAUUUUCAAUGUGUUAAGUUCAAACCACUUAAGUUUAUAAUUUAAUUGCUGAAAUGGGGAAAAAAAAUAGAGGGGGAAACAAUUCCAUUGGUUUUUGUUUAAUUUGUUUUUGCCAUUGCUGUUGAGGAAUUGGUUAUUAAGUCACAAAGUUUUCAACAUUACUCCCAUAUAGAAACCAUUAAAUUCUGUAUUAUCUGUAAUUUAUUUACCAAAUUCAAAAAAAUUAGUAGUUUGCAUACCAAAUUCCAUUCUCAAAAUUCAGAAAAGCAAGACGUGGCUUGGGAAUUUUGACGUUAUAGAAAGGAUAUUGAAUAUUACUCAAAAUGUUCACAUCAUUUAAACUUGAUUGUGGUUGAUGGGAUCAUGUCAAUAAAACUUUGAUAAGCUUGUGUAAUUUUAAUGGCAUAGAAUAAUUUUUAAUUUGGUCAUUGCUUGAAUAUACCAUCAUGUUAAUAUUUGCUACAACAUAAAAGUUUAGGAAUGAUAAUCAGUGCUUCUGCUGACCAAAAUAUGCAAUUUCAUAUUAUCCCAAAGUGCUACUGGAUAUAAAAUUUAAUUUGUAAUUAAAUAUAAAACAUACACAUGGGAAAAUUACUUAAAUGGAGAGUUAGAUGAUCUGGUGUGCAUGCAAAUGGGUGUGUGUGUGCUUUUGCUAGUGUUCAUACGUUUAUACAUGUACAUACACUUGUGUUGAUUCCUUUCUUGACUGGAAGGUUUGCCCUGUACGUAUGAAAGAAAUGGGCAAGAUUGACUUUAUGGAGUAAUAUCCUUUAAACAUUUGCUCAAAAAGAAUUUGCCUCCAAUAAUUGGUUAAUCCCAUUAACCAAAAUCAACUGGAAUAACAAGGAUGAUACUAAAAUUUUCUGUAGUUGUCAGUUUGAAAAUGGAGUGUGUGCGGGUUUAUGCGAUGUGAUGUGAAAAAGUGUGCAAUGCGUACCAUGAAGAUACAAAUAACAGAAAUAGUGUUUGAUACAUUUGUAAAAGAAUAUGUAUGUGCAGUGUAAAGUAUAUUUUAUGGAGAAAUUGUUGAUUGAUUGUCCUGAGACUGUAUUUUUUUUUUUUUUUUGGUUUAUUACAAAAGUACUUCAGGUAAUUGCAUAAUACCUGACUGAAUGGUGUACACAGUAGACGUUUGCUCAGAAUUAAGAUUAUUUAUAAAAGAGUCAGGGUUGGCACUUUUAAUUCAGUUGUUCUGAUUAUUUAAUUUAUAAAUCAUCAUUAGAAAUAUCGACCAAUAGGUUAAACCCUUGAAAUGAUUGUUUAAUAUCUGCUUAUUUAAGAGAAAUUAAUGGAGCCAUUGUACCAAAGUACCUAUCCUCAUGUCUCAUAAAUACCAUCAAGUUAUUGAAAAUUAAGCUUCAUCUUCAUGAUGUUAAUUGCCUCAUGAGAUGGAAAGGUAACACCUGCUGGAGAAGUGUGUAGUUCACUUCAUCUAUAUAGCACUUCUGCCUCGCAGUUAUGGUAAAUCUUGUACAGUGAUUAUUUUUUGUAAACCAAAUGACAAGUAUUCAAAAUGAGUACUUUCACAAUGUUUUAAAUAUUAUAGGUACUGGGUAUAAAAUCACCACCGUAUACUGUGUUCCAUUAUUGCAUCAAGAAAUCGCAUUACGAUGCAGAUUUUCUCUCUACAAUUACAUUUGAAAAGAUGUACUCAGUUGACAUCCUCUAGAUUUUUGUUGUAACAGUCAGUGAAAUAGAUACUGCAUACUCAAAGAGGGCCUUGCUUGUAGAUAUGAAAAUAAGAAACAAAUAUUGUAUAAGUUGUACCAUUCAUUCUUCAAUACAUUAUUCUUGAAAGAAUUUUGUAAUUGUUCAGUUAUUUCACUACAUUGAUGUAUCUUUAAUUUUCAUAUUUGUCGACUAGAAUAAUUGGUUUCAGAUGACAGCAAGAUUUCCGAAGUUUUCUUUAAGCUGUAUUUUUUAAUCUUCCAAAAGGUUGCUAAACAGUUGCUUAUAAAGUAUUCACAGCAAUGUUGCUAAAGCAGCCAUUCCCGCAGUUGUUGAUACUGGCACUCUGGGGUCAUUGAUAUUUUCUGUAGAAACAUUUGGGAAUGAUGAUGGCUAAAAAUUAACUCCCUUAGCCACUGACUACUUAUUGAAUUAUUAUUAUUAUUAUUAUUAUUAUUAUUAUUUGUCAGUUACUUCAAAAUAGAUGAUUUC
Messenger RNA from Gryllus bimaculatus (two-spotted cricket), 8428 nucleotides. The record is from the annotation of a GenBank genome assembly. NCBI's taxonomy places the organism in Eukaryota, Metazoa, Arthropoda, Insecta, Orthoptera, Gryllidae.